Molecule: messenger RNA, 2206 nt
Organism: Brachypodium distachyon (stiff brome)
Lineage: Eukaryota; Viridiplantae; Streptophyta; Magnoliopsida; Poales; Poaceae
Product: ATP-dependent 6-phosphofructokinase 6
Exons: 14
Coding region: 215-1876 (553 amino acids)
Biological process (GO): glycolytic process; fructose 6-phosphate metabolic process
Cellular component (GO): cytoplasm
Molecular function (GO): ATP binding; 6-phosphofructokinase activity
Source: RefSeq, a predicted model, not a curated record
AAACCACCCGCGCCGCAUCUUGGCCUCACUUUCCAGUUUCUACCCGCACCUCAAAUUCGGUUCUCCGGAGCAGCCGACGGCCUCUCUGUCCCUCACAUCUCGCAGCACCACCGAGCAAGCAAGCAAGCGAGCAUCAAAAUAACCCCCCCGGAAACGCAGACAUCUCGUCGGCUUCUGCCUGCGCACAGCUAAACCUCCGAUUCCAACACUACCCAUGGCGUCCCACAUCAUCCUGCCGCCGGACGACGAGGAGCAGCGGCAGAGGGAUGAGGAGGAGGACGGCGGGCAAUCGGCGUCGGAGCACGCGCCGCUGCCGUUCUCGGCCAUGUGCGUGCGGAUCUCCCGCGACUCGUACCCCAACCUCCGCGCCCUCCGCAACGCCUCCGCCGUCAGCCUCGCCGACGCCGCCUACGCCAAGAUCUCCGAGGGCGACUUCGGCUACGUCCUCGACGACGUGCCGCACCUCGCCGACUACCUCCCCGACAUCCCCACCUACCCUAACCCAUUACAAGACCACCCAGCCUAUUCAACUGUCAAGCAAUAUUUUGUCAAUGAAGAUGACACUGUACCUCAGAAGGUUGUUGUUCAGAAGAAUAGCCGGCGGGGGGUUCACUUCCGUCGUGCUGGACCUCGUCAGAGGGUCUAUUUUGAGUCAGACGAAGUGAAAGCAUGCAUUGUAACUUGUGGAGGCCUUUGUCCUGGACUUAACACUGUUAUCAGAGAGCUGGUGUGUGGCUUGUCACAUAUGUACAAUGUCAACAAAAUAUAUGGAAUACAGAAUGGUUACAAGGGCUUCUAUUCUAGCAAUUACCUUGCUGUGACACCAAAGACUGUCAACGACAUCCACAAAAGGGGUGGUACAGUUCUUGGGACAUCACGAGGUGGUCAUGAUACAAAAAAGAUUGUUGACAACAUUCAGGAUCGUGGAAUUAAUCAGGUGUAUAUCAUUGGUGGAGAUGGAACUCAGAAGGGAGCAUAUGAGAUCUACAAGGAAAUCCGGAAACGUGGCCUAAAAGUUGCUGUUGCUGGGGUUCCCAAGACAAUAGAUAAUGACAUAGCGAUUAUCGACAAGUCCUUUGGUUUUGAUUCGGCUGUAGAAGAGGCUCAACGUGCCAUUGAUUCAGCUCAUGUGGAAGCUUGCAGUGCCGAGAAUGGAAUAGGCUUGGUAAAACUGAUGGGACGUUAUAGUGGAUUCAUUGCAAUGUAUGCUACUCUUGCAAGUCGUGAUGUGGAUUGCUGCUUAAUUCCAGAGUCCCCGUUUUAUAUGGAUGGUGAAGGUGGGUUGCUUCAAUACAUAGAAAAGAGGCUGAAAGAAAACAAGCACAUGGUUAUUGUUGUUGCUGAGGGAGCAGGCCAGGAUAUUAUUGCAAAAAGUAUACCUUCUUCAGAUCAGCAAGAUGCAUCUGGAAAUAAGCUGCUUCUUGAUAUUGGUCUUUGGUUAACUCAUAAGAUUAAGGAUCAUUUCAAGAGCAAAAAGGUGGAGAUGACAAUUAAAUACAUUGAUCCUACCUACAUGAUUCGAGCUAUUCCAAGCAAUGCAUCCGACAAUGUCUACUGCACACUUCUGGCUCACAGCGCCAUUCAUGGUGCAAUGGCAGGAUACAGCUUCACGGUUGGGAUGGUCAAUGGCAGGCAUACCUAUAUACCUUUCUAUAGGGUGACAUCCACACGGAACAAGGUUAAGAUCACUGACCGGAUGUGGGCGAGGCUGCUAUCAUCAACCAACCAGCCAAGCUUCCUGAGCCAGAAGGACAUCGAUGAGGCCAGGGAGGCUGACAGGCUGGCCAAUAAGCCGCCGCUGCCAUCUGGCGCUAACCAGAGUGUGGCAAACGCCUUUGGGCAAUCUGCAUCAUCGUCAUCGAACGGUGAGAUAUAGUGAUGCAGAUGGUCAGUAAUCGUGUGCAGCAGCUACAGCUAUCCUGUUGAGAACCUGUGCCACGCCACGCAGUUUUGCUACCAUACUGAUACACGGAUAGUGUCGGGGUGUUCCGUGAAAUAAGCAGUACUAUUGUAUGCAAACUAUUGCUGAUAAGCUGUUUUUUGCCCUGGCAAAAUCCCUUGUAUUUAUUUCUACGUAGAAUCUGCCGUGCCGCAGGGUCUAUUUUCUUUGCCUGUCUCCUGAUCCAUUUCUUUUCUCUCCGCGCCUAGCAUUCUGAUUUAUACUCCUCUGUUCCUUGAUAUAAAAUCUUCUACUCCCUCCAAUUCA